AUGGGUGAGCGUCAAAAAGAAUUAGAUAAAAUACGACUCGCCUUGAGGCCCGGUCUUGGUACGAUUGGACAUCCCUUGCGCGUUAGGGCGAACUUUUUUGAAGUAACCUCCCUUCCGGUUAAUAAUAUAAUCCACUACGAUGUGACGAUUUCACCCGAGGUACCUCCUGCGUUGAAUCGCAAGGUAUUUGAGGAAUUUGAAAAGGAAAAUCGAGGUGGCGCCCUUGCUGGUAUCCGACCAAUUUUUGACGGUCGAAAAAAUAUCUUUGCACCUAGGCCGUUGCCUUUUGGUGAAUCAACCGCGUUUAGAGUAAAACUCCCCGAGGAUAAGAUACCUACGGCAAGACGUACUGUACGUGAAUUUACCAUAAAGAUCAAGAAAGUCGGAGAGAUAAUCAUGGAAGAGCUUUAUAACUUCCUACAAGGGAGGGGCCAGUUAACGAAUAAUUGUUUAACAGCAAUUAUGGCACUUGAUGUCCUCAUUGGACAUAACCCAUCCAUGCUAUAUGCAACUAAAGGCCGUUCAUUUUUCAUUCCUCAAGAUUCCCGACCCUUGUUUGGAGGAGUAGAAGUAUGGCAGGGUUAUUAUCAGUCUGCUCGCCCCACCACAGGUAGAAUGCAGAUUAAUAUCGAUGUCAGCGCCACAGCAUUUUACGAAGGUGGCGAGUUAAUAACGAUCGUUGUUAAAGCUCUUAACAAGAGAUCUCCAGAUGAUCUCCGCAGAGGACUCGACGAUAGAGAUCGAGUAAAACUUGAGAAGUUUUUAAAGAACCUAAAGGUUAGAGUCGUACAUCGUGGCGACGCCGUUUCUAUGCGUCGAUAUCGUAUCAGGAGUAUAACACCAAGGCCUGCAAAUGAAGCGACAUUUACGAAUAGCGAAGGCGAGGUUGUGGACGUUGCAACCUACUUUCAUCAAACGUACCACAGACCAUUAAGUUUCCCGUAUCUUCCGUGUGUGGUAGUUAAUAAGGAUAUGUUUCUUCCCAUGGAAGUAUGCCAAGUUAUUGAGGGACAACGCUAUAUGCGAAAGCUUAAUGAGAAACAAACGGCCGACAUGAUCAAAUUCACAUGUACACAACCUAAUAUUCGUGCAAAUAAGAUUAUACAGGGAUAUAAUAUUUUAAAUUAUCGUGAAAAUGAUCAUAUGAAGCAGUUUGGGAUGAAAGUCUCGAACCAAAUGACUGAAGUUUCAGCCAGAGUGCUUCCAGUGCCUACGGUUCAAUAUCACCCUUCCUCACGACCAUCAAGCAUUCAGCCAAAAGAGGGUGCUUGGAAUCUUCGAGGCGUAAAGGUUGCAGUUGGAACAACCCUUGGCUCAUGGGGUGUUUUGGUGUUUGCACCAAAGCACGUGAUAUCAGAAGAAAAAGUUAUGCAUUUCAUCAAGGAACUUAUAACGACAUGUCAAGAAACUGGCAUGAAUAUUCCGAAUCGUAAUCCACCAAUAAAUCACGCUAAUCCGCUAGGCGAUAUCGAAGGGUCGCUUAAAACCGCCUGGCUUAAUGCUGGAAACCGCGCUAAGGCGCAACCCCAAUUGAUAAUAUGUAUCUUACCGACCACUGAUGUACAGCUUUAUGGGAAAAUUAAAUAUGUUAGUGAUACGAUUAUAGGAGUCGCGACACAAUGCAUCCAGCAAAGACACAUGAUGAAUCCCAAAAAACAAUACUGUGCGAAUGUGUGUCUUAAGAUGAAUGUGAAACUUGGCGGUAUGAAUUCAUUUUUAAAGCCAGAAGAUAUUCCGUUCAUUUCAGAGCGUCCCACCAUUCUGAUGGGUGCAGAUGUUACUCAUCCCGCGCCUGGUACUGAGAGUGGAAAGCCAUCGAUAGCAUCUCUCUGUGCCUCCAUGGAUGCUAAAGCUUCUCGAUAUGCAGCUACAAUACGACUGCAAAGGGCCAAUGUGGAAAUAAUAGCAAAUCUAGGUGAUAUGGUUAAAGAGUUGCUUAAAACAUUUUAUCAAACAUGUGGUAGAAAACCUGAACGAAUCUUAUUCUACCGGGAUGGUGUGUCUGAAAGUCAGUUCAGACAAGUAUUAUACGAUGAAAUGAAUGCUGUCAAAGCGGCAUGUCAAUCCUUGGAGGUUGGUUACAAUCCAACCAUAACAUUUGUUGUUGUACAAAGACGACAUCACGUGAGAUUCUUCCCGAUGGAAAAAAAGGAUUCUGAUCGUUCUGGUAACUGCUUACCGGGUACCACAAUCGAUGACAAUAUUACUCAUCCAUUCGAAUUUGACUUCUAUUUGCAAAGUCACCCUGGUUUGCAAGGAACCUCCAAACCAACUCAUUAUUACGUUCUGUAUGAUGAAAACAGUUUCACUAGUGAUUCGUUACAAUCUUUAUCAUAUAAUCUCUGUUAUAUAUACGCUCGAUGCACACGAGCCGUUUCUAUAGUUCCCCCCGUCUAUUAUGCUGAUUUGGUUUGUGCGAGAGCACGUUUUCAUUCACGUGAUCAACAUUUGUCGGAUACAGAAUCAUCCGAGGAAGGUACUGGAGCCCCUCCUACAUAUGGAACUGUGAAUCCAGAUCUUGCAAAG
This is a messenger RNA of Ambispora leptoticha, 2526 nucleotides long. The record is from the annotation of a GenBank genome assembly. Lineage: Eukaryota; Fungi; Glomeromycota; Glomeromycetes; Archaeosporales; Ambisporaceae.